This is a messenger RNA of Gracilinanus agilis (Agile Gracile Mouse Opossum), 477 nucleotides long. RefSeq names its product ribonuclease pancreatic-like. The coding region runs from base 1 to 477 and encodes 158 amino acids. The record is from RefSeq and is a predicted model, not a curated record. Lineage: Eukaryota; Metazoa; Chordata; Mammalia; Didelphimorphia; Didelphidae. The transcript has a single exon. Gene Ontology annotation, molecular function: nucleic acid binding; RNA nuclease activity.
AUGGCUCCUGAGACAAUCCAUCUGCCUCUGUCUCUCUCGCUGCUGCUGCUCCUGCUCUCUUUGCUACUGCCGCCAGCGGGGUGUGAUUUCUAUGGAAGGGAGACCAGGAUCCAAAGAUUCUGGCGGUUUCAUGUGGACAAUCCAAAGAGCUUCAUACCUGGGGGGAAUAGAAAGUAUUGCACGGUCAUGAUUCGGAGGCGUCAGAUCUCAGAGAGGGGCAAAUGCAAGCGGGAGAACACUUUCAUCCAUGCUAUGGCAGGAGCCAUUCUGGAUGUGUGCAAAGCCCAGAGUGUGAAGGCCUGCAAAGUAGGGAGAAAAAAUUGCCAUACAAGUGACCAUUGCUUCAAACAGACCCUAUGUGUCCUCCAAGGGUUUGGUUAUUACCCCAACUGCGCAUAUGUGAGCUUCCCCAAGUACAAGAAGAUCAGCUUAGCCUGUACAGGCUUACCCCGGGUUCCUGUGUAUGUUGAUCCAUAA